Molecule: messenger RNA, 1035 nt
Organism: Pichia kudriavzevii
Lineage: Eukaryota; Fungi; Ascomycota; Pichiomycetes; Pichiales; Pichiaceae
Exons: 1
Coding region: 1-1035 (344 amino acids)
Biological process (GO): positive regulation of DNA-templated transcription, elongation; regulation of transcription by RNA polymerase II
Cellular component (GO): nucleus; cyclin/CDK positive transcription elongation factor complex
Molecular function (GO): cyclin-dependent protein serine/threonine kinase activator activity
Source: RefSeq, a predicted model, not a curated record
AUGUCACAGCAAGGUGUAAAAGAAACCUAUGUCCAACUAUCGAAACCUUUCUUCACUCUUCAGGAGAUUGAGUUCAUAGAGAGAAAUAAUAUUGAUUUAUACCAAAAUUUACGAGAUUUCAAGUCGAAAACUAAAGCGACAUUCCAAACAUUGAUAAGUCUAGCCAUCAAAUUGAACCUUCCUGUUAAAGUACUUCAGAAUUCGAGUUAUUAUUAUCAGAAAUUUUAUCUCUUGAAUAACAACUACAAAAAAUACAGCAGUUUGCAUUUUGAAGUCGGGUUAUCUGUUCUCUUUAUAUCCUUGAAACUCAAUGAUUUCAUAAAAAAAGUAAAUAUUGUGAUAUCAGAAGCCUUUGAAUUGAAAGGUAUGCGGUUAUCGUCUUCAGAGAUCGAAGAAAAUAAAAAAAUAAUCAUUAGUUUAGAAAGGAAAAUAUUGGAAUUUCAAAGUUUUGAUUUCAGGAACUUCUUGGUUGAAGAUUUUCUGAUAAAGUACUUGAAACACUUUAAUAAAAUCUCUCCUAACAAAUUUUUUUCCUACCUAUGCUGGUCUGUUCUGAACGAUCUAUAUCUGACAUCACUGGUCUUACAGUUUCCAGCACACUAUAAUGCGAUCAUUUCAAUAAAAGCAUGCAAAGUGAUAUACAAUACACUAAUCGAAGAAAAGGUCAUUCCGGGGACAGAACUCCCGGUUGAAUGGGACCUAAGGCCCCUUGUUGCUCAUUUGAAAGAUAUAAGCUUUAUUUUAUCGGGCUGUGAUCAGAUACUCUCAUAUUAUAUUGACAACAUAAAUUCAACUUUUAUCAAAAGUAGUCUGGAUGAAAUGAGUAUAAAAAUCGAAGGUAAGAAAUUUGUUGACAUUCUUAUCAAUGCCAAAAUAGAUAUAAAUAAAAAUUCUCAGCCUGCUGUGGUGCACGAGAUAGUUGAGGAUGAUGUAUUCUAUCGAGUCAGAGACACGGAUAUUGCAAAAUCUGGCGCAAUCAGAUUUCUAUACAAUAGGCAAAGAUUUAACAAUGAAGUUAAAAUGUAUAGAUCAUAA